CASUGCUCUCCCGCGCAGUCAAAUUAUUUGGUUAGCCGGCACGGUUUGAGGAAAAUCCGAGGGGAAAAAAAUGGACGAGCUUUAUUUGGAUAAUAUCGACGAGUUUGUCAACGACCACAACAAGAUUGUAACGUAUAAAUGGCUGAGCCUCACACUUGGAGUCCAUGUCAACACAGCAAAACAAAUGCUUUACCAUUACUUGGAGCACAAGAGGAAAGAGAGUUUGCCUCAGCUCCAGGCAACAUACCUUGUUUCGGGGAAGUCUGUGGACYACGGUCAAACAUGUCACAAAGUGUCAGUUGUCAGAGAGGACCAGCUGGAACAUUUUAAAUCAAAGUUGGCCUUGGUGGCGAGCGUUCAUGUCUACAGCGUCCAGAAAGCGGUACUGAGAGACAGCGGCCCCCUCUACAGCGUGGACUACGAUGYUGUGAAAGACAACCUGAAGAACUGCAACAGAUACAGCGCGAUCCGGUGCGCCAGCGCCGUGCCCAUGUCCUCUGUGGAGCUGCAGCAGGUGCGGGAAAAUGAGCCGACGUUGGUGCCCGACAACAAAACAUCCGCCAUAAACAGGGACACGGGUGUGGCUUCCAAGGCGCCUACCAAGACGCCCAAAGGCAUCAUGGGAAUGUUUUCAAAUAAACCUGCAUCGAAGCAACAAGUCAACAGCAAAGAACCUGAACAAAAAGAAGAAGCUCCUGCGGCGGAUCCUCCCAAAAACAAACCGGCUGCAAAGGCCAAUCCWUUAGCAAAGUUCUUUGGGAAUCAGACAAAAAAACCUGACAAACCCGUGAAGGAGGAGCAGGAGCCUCGGUCGUCCGUCGCAGCUGAGCAGCAGCAGAAUUCCCAACCGGAGCCAGAACCAGAACCUGCAGCCGUGCCGCAGCAGAGCGACACCAAGACCGAGUCCAAGAGCAAAACUAAGCGAGUCGAAGCGUCCGACAGUGAGGAGGAGGAGAAAAUGGAGAAGAAAAAGAGACGGCGGAUCAAACGACCAGAACCUGACAGCAGCGAUGAAGAUGUCAUCCCAGAUUCUCCACAGCCACUGGAAAYGAAACAACCAAGUCCUAAAAAGGAGGUGGAGGCUGCUCAUCAUUCACAUGUUCAUUCUGAAGGCAAAAUAAGGAAGAGGAGACGAGUCCUGAAGUCACGCACCUUUCUGGAUGAUGAAGGAUGUAUCGUGACAGAAAAAGGCUACGAGAGUGAAUCUUACUCUGAGGCGGAGGACGACGUCCCGCCCAACAAACAAGCUCCCAGAGAAAACGUUAAGGCAAAACUUCCCUCGAGCAGCAAAGAGAACGAGAAAAAAAGUCAGAAGAAAUCUUCAGCGAGCUCACAGAAAGGAACGAAACAAGCUUCUAUUAUGGGGUUUUUUCAGAAGAAAUGACAAAAAAAAACAGCUCUGUAGUUGUUUUUCUGUGAUAUCCGUGGUUUUUAUUUUUUAUUUUUUACAACAGACUCAAACAUGAACAGAUGACUGAAAGAUAAAAGGACCUCAACAGUUCAGAUYGACACAUUUUAUUUUUUCACUUUUGUACAUCUAUCAGCUGUAAACUUGUGAUAUUCAAUAAAAAGAUUAAAUGAGCUGUA
This is a messenger RNA of Austrofundulus limnaeus, 1587 nucleotides long. RefSeq names its product polymerase (DNA-directed), delta 3, accessory subunit (gene pold3). The coding region runs from base 71 to 1384 and encodes 437 amino acids. The transcript is spliced from 12 exons. Lineage: Eukaryota; Metazoa; Chordata; Actinopteri; Cyprinodontiformes; Rivulidae. The record is from RefSeq and is a predicted model, not a curated record. Gene Ontology annotation, biological process: DNA replication; DNA strand elongation involved in DNA replication; DNA synthesis involved in UV-damage excision repair. Gene Ontology annotation, cellular component: delta DNA polymerase complex; nucleus. Gene Ontology annotation, molecular function: DNA-directed DNA polymerase activity.